AUGCCUCCUCUUCAAGAGACUAAUGAACGUAUUGAUCAAGCGUUCACAAAUGUUGAUCCCAAUGCAACAGUGAAAUUCAGUGAUGAUCAACAAAGUCAUUAUGUAAUAGAAAUGAGUGGAGGUGAUACAUUACAAGUUCAAAUGUCUCUUGAUGGUUCUCGAGCAUUAGCAUCAUUAUCUCCACAUAUUACUGUUACAUUUCAUAAUGUCUCAAAAGUUAUCAAUGUUCCAGCAAAAAUAAUUGAUCCUUCAUCAAAAGAACGAUUUAUUCAACGUAAAUUACUUGAUCAAGUUUCAGGACAAAUUUAUCCAGGACAAUUAGUUGCACUUAUGGGACCGUCAGGUUGUGGAAAAACAACAUUACUUAAUACAUUAGCUGGUCGAGCAUUAAAUGGUGUUACUGGUGAUAUUUGGUUUAAUAAUCAACGAUAUGAUAAAAGUAUGAAACGAAAAUUAGCUUAUGUUCUUCAACAAGAUUUAUUUUUUGAAAAACUUACUGUUAAACAACAAUUAACAUAUACAGCUUUACUUCGAUUACCAAAUAAUUUAUCUAAACAAGAUAAAUUAGCAUAA
Molecule: messenger RNA, 573 nt
Organism: Rotaria sp. Silwood2
Lineage: Eukaryota; Metazoa; Rotifera; Eurotatoria; Philodinida; Philodinidae
Source: the annotation of a GenBank genome assembly